Molecule: messenger RNA, 2096 nt
Organism: Lotus japonicus
Lineage: Eukaryota; Viridiplantae; Streptophyta; Magnoliopsida; Fabales; Fabaceae
Exons: 8
Coding region: 255-1319 (354 amino acids)
Molecular function (GO): hydrolase activity
Source: RefSeq, a predicted model, not a curated record
AUACGACACACCAAAUGGGGAAUUGUCAUCUUUCCGCGGAGCUCUCACACAGUCACACACAAUCACAUGGUUCUGUUUUAUUUUCUGUUCGAUAUUUCCUAUGUAUUCCUUCAUGUUCCAAAUGUAACUUGGUUUCGCUGUUCAGAGCACAGCAUCAACUACCCUUUUGCGAUUUGUUUAACUUGGUAGCAUUUUCAUAGUGAAUUUAGAUCAUUGUAGAUCAAAGGGAUUUCCUUGGUCUGCAUUGGGUUCUCAUGGUGGUGAGAUUGAACCCUUCUUGUCCCACCCUCUCUCAACACCCCCACCACUCUGUACUUUUCUCUAAACAAGUGAAAGUCAGCUGCAGCUAUGAAAGAAACAUGAGAAGGUUUGACCUUGGAAGGCCCCAGAUUUCACCUUCCGUUUUGGGGAACACUGAUGGGCUGCGUGUGUUUGUGGUGUCUGACUUGCACACUGAUUAUGAUGAGAACUUGAACUGGGUCAAGUGCUUGUCUGGUGAAAAACACAAGAGUGAUGUUCUUCUUGUGGCAGGUGAUGUGGCAGAGACAUGUUGCAUGUUUGUGGCUACAAUGUCUUUGUUGAAAGAAAGAUUUGAGCAUGUCUUCUAUGUUCCUGGAAACCAUGACCUUUGGCUCCGCCGCGAGGGGCAAAAUUAUGUUGAUUCUCUUGAAAAGUUGAAUAAAUUGCUUGAUGCAUGUAAGAGAAUUGGAGUUGAGACAAAUCCAAUGGUUGUAGGUGAAUUAGGAAUCAUUCCUUUGUUCUCUUGGUAUCAUGAGAGCUUUGACAAAGAGAAGGACAUAACAGGCUUUCACAUCCCGCCUUUGGAGAUGGCAUGUAAGGACUUCCAUGCAUGUAAGUGGCCCAAUGGACUUUCAAAUGGCGAUUCCUCCCUCGCUGUACAUUUUGAUGGCAUGAAUGAUAAACAAAUGAAAGUGAUAAAGGAGAUUCAGAAUACAUGUGAUCACAUCAUUACCUUUUCCCACUUUGUUCCCAGGCAGGAACUUUGUCCUGAGAAGAGGAUGUUAUUCUAUCCCAAGCUCCCAAAAAUAAUUGGUUCAGACCCUCUUGAAGAUCGAAUAAGGUCUAUACAUGGGGCUGAGGGAAGGAAGAGUGCAUCUUCUUGCCAUGUAUUUGGUCAUACUCACUUCUGCUGGGAUGCUGUUGUUGAUGGUAUCAGGUAUGUACAAGCACCUUUAGCUUAUCCAAGGGAAAGGAAAAGAAGAAUGAAUGGAGGUGUAGCUUUUGUUUUUACUAAAUCGCCCCCACAAUUCCAACCGAGCCAGUGUGGUGAAGACCAAAGGCCAAAUGAUCGAACUUGAAACAGUCAAUGCGAGCCAGUGUGGUGAAGACCAAAGGCCAAACGAUUGAACUUGAAACAGUCAAUGCGAGUGGCACCUAUUAAAGGCUAAACUAAUAAUCUUCAGGAGCCAAAGGCUGGUGUGCAUGUGAGGGCUCUGUUGGGAUCACAAGAUACUCAUAUAUGAGUGCUGCCAGUGCAGCUCCAAGAAAAGGGCCCAACCAGAAGACCCAGUGGUAGUGCCAUCUCCAGCCCACCAAGGAAGGCCCAAAAGCCAGAGCUGGGUUCAUGCAUGCUCCAUCAAAUGGUCCACCAACAAGGAUGUUUGCCCCAACUAUGAGUCCAAUUGCCAAAGGUGCAAUGGCCCCAAUACUACCCCUUUUGGGAUCAAUUGCAGUAGCAUAUACUGUGUACAUCAGCCCAAAUGUCAUGAUAAUCUCAAGUAUAAGCCCGUGGAAAGCGCCAAUACCCUGUCCUACAUGAAACCCUGCUGGUCUCUGCAUUAAAACCACAACACCAAAUCAGUUUUCAUUGAAAGUUAAUUGCUAUAAUAUUAAUGAUAUACUCAACUAUUCAAAUAGUGCCACCACCACCCAUCUUUAGACUAUCCCCUCUUAAUGAUAGAAUGCAAGGCAUAGUUAUGAUAAUUUGUUUCAAUAACGCACUAGCAUAGCUACAUAACACCAGCUUAUCUCUUUCUAAGGGAUUAUCUCUUUCUAAGAGAAAUGAGCAAAUUUGUAAUAUGCUAUUUGGAACAAUCAGUUAACCUUUAUAUUUUUAUUUUCAUGUUUAUGGGUGA